This is a messenger RNA of Copidosoma floridanum, 461 nucleotides long. RefSeq names its product Proteasome assembly chaperone 1 (gene PSMG1). The record is from RefSeq and is a predicted model, not a curated record. Gene Ontology annotation, molecular function: proteasome binding. Gene Ontology annotation, biological process: proteasome core complex assembly. NCBI's taxonomy places the organism in Eukaryota, Metazoa, Arthropoda, Insecta, Hymenoptera, Encyrtidae. Gene Ontology annotation, cellular component: endoplasmic reticulum.
AUGUUUAGACCCCAAGUGAGACCUUCAGCGGCCUUAGUGAAUGAACUUUUGGCGGGUCGCAUCAAUUGUGCAAAGAUGAUCCCAUUGUUAAACAAAGCAAGGCAUUUAAUUUUACUUUUGGCAGAGCAUGUAUCGCGUUUUAAAAGUGAAGUAGACAACAGUUCAGAAUCUUUUUUGAAGUCGUUAUGCUCUCAAAAAGCAAGAAUGGACAAAAAUCUCAAAACUCCUCCAUUGAAUCAGCCAAACAUUGUUUCAGGCGUGUGUGCUGGAGUGUUGUCUUAUGCAGAAAUAGCUGAUUUGCAUUGCAUUAUGUAUAUACUUUACACAGAUACGUUUACAUUGGACUCCAAAAAUUCGUUACCACUUGCAAAAUUAUUUUCGGAAACAUUUGGUAAAUCAAUUUCCAAAUUUUCAGCUGGAGAUACAAGUUGCUUCAAUAAAGGAAAUUUGUACAUGUAACA